Molecule: messenger RNA, 1845 nt
Organism: Rotaria socialis
Lineage: Eukaryota; Metazoa; Rotifera; Eurotatoria; Philodinida; Philodinidae
Source: the annotation of a GenBank genome assembly
AUGAACAUAUUUCUGUUGUGUUCGAAUAUAUUAAUUUUAUUUCCACUAUUCAUACAUUUUUCAUUUGUCUACUCGUCAACAUCAUGUUCCAUAUUUCUUUCACUCAAUUGUUCGUGUUUUGAAUCAAAUUUUGAUUUAAAUUCAACACUAUUAAUUAAAACUUAUUCACAUUUAUACUGUCAAGGAAAUUUUUUAACUGAAAAAACUUUUCAAGCUCCAUUUGGCUCUGAUUUUAAUCAUCAAAACCAUUUUCGUACCAUUUCAAUUGAAUUUUUUACUGAAAAUCAAAUAGAAAUUCAAUCGAAUCAAUUUGAUUCUUUAGAUUUAUUGUUUUCUAAAACGGAUAAUAAGUAUCAAAUAAAUAUUUUUCUUCGGUUUAAUGGAUUUAGUCAUAUUAUAUUUCACAAGUAUUCAUUAACUUCAACAAUAUUUCAACAGCGACCCCAAAAUAAACGCUUAUGGUUGUAUUUUAUACCGAUGAGAAGUAAUCUAACACAAAUUGAGCUUGAAGAAGAAAAUUCAACUAAUAUUGAAGAUCAAUUUUAUUUUUAUCCAAAUUGUUUUUCUGGUUUAACAGUUUCUCAAUUAACAAUUUAUAUUCAUACGUUAGGAGAUCGUUUCCCAUCAUUAUAUUCGUUUGAACAAAUAUUUAAUAAUACAAAUAUUGGUGAACUUCAUUUUCAUGGAUCGAUUAUUCGCCCGAGUUCAUCUUCAUUAAAAGAAUCAUUUAAUGGUCUUGUUCGAUCGUUAACACUUCAUCGUCAUGUUGAUAUUAUUGAUGCAAAUACGUUUCCAUUCUAUUCACAUGUUUAUUCUUAUACAAUUCAUUCAAUUGAAGCACAUUCAAUGAAUCUCAGCUCAUUUUUACCGUCUCAUAGAAAUUUUCGUGGAUUAGAAAUAAUAAAGCCACGUUUUCAAAUUACUAUUGAUCAAUUUAUUCCAACAUUAGAUUCAUUAACAAUCGAUGUUGAAGAUUUCAAUUCAAAAACUCUUUUUGCUGCUCGUCAUAUUUAUAAUUUAAAAUUAGGUUCAAGUCUUCGUACAAUUGAUCCUGAAACAUUUCAUUUAUUAUCUAAACGAUUACAUCAUUUAGAUUUAUCUGAUAUUAAUUUAUCUCAAAUGAAAUCAUAUUCGCGUUGUCAUCUUAUUAAUUAUCUUUCUAAUAAUUAUCAGCAUCGUGUAAAUAUAAUUUUACCUCAAGUAGAAAAUUUAACUAAAUGUGAUUGCGCACGACUUUUUAUAAAACAUAUUCAAUUAAGUGAAAAUUUUAAAAAAAUAUACAAUUUUUCAACAUGUUCAAAAUUAUGUUAUUUUAGCGAUUGUCCAACGAUUAGUGAAUAUUUUAGAAAGGUUUAUCCUUUAUCUAUUGAUGAAAAUUCGCUAAAUGAUAGUGAUAUUGAAACAAUGAAUAAUAGAAAAUUUUCAAAUGAAUUUUUACCAUCAAUUGAUAUAUUUUCUGAUUCGGCAGAUGUUCAAAUGAUGAAUUUUCUUGUAAAUCAAACAAGUGAUCAAGAAAAAAAUCUAACUCAAAGGCAAUCAACAACACCCAUAGCAACUUUCAUCGAUGGUAUUGUAGAUAAUAUCUCGGUAAUUGAAAAUAUUCAAGAAUAUGAUGAUAUUAUUACAUUUUCAACGCCAAAAUUUUUCGAACCAUGGAAUAAGGAAGCUGUUCAACCAGAAAAAGAAUUAUUCUAUCCGAACAAGAACCAAUCUUUUUCUUGGCUUUUACUGUUUGUUGGCAUUGGUCUUGCACUUCUUGUUUUAAUUAUUGUUACUCUAGUUACAUUUUUCUGUAGGCAACAUCGAAGAAACCAUUAUUUUAAACAUUUACCAGUCUAUGCUUAG